AUGGUCGUGGUCGUGCUAAGGGAAUCAAGGAAUGGGUGUACAGGAGCAAAGCUAAAUGUAGAGUUCAAUGCCAUGUUUCAGCCACUUAAUAAACUAGGACGGUCAUUUAAGGGGCAGUUGGGUCAGAUUGUGCGCAAUCCACACCGAGUUCCUCUAACUUAUCUUAGUUGGGGCUCAGUACCUGAAGAUAUUGUGGAAGGCAUUUGGAAGGAGGUUCAGACUAGCUAUCACUACAAACCCUACAAGCGUUUUAAAGAUGAUCCAAAUAUCAAUGAAAAAGUGCCUUUGGACAUUUUGCCAGAACAAUGGAGGGUGAUGGUGGAGUAUUGGAGUAGUAAAGAUGCAAUGAAGAUUGCUAGUCGUAAUUCUAAAAAUCGAGAGCUGCGUGGUCCAGUGCAUAGGACCGGGAGAACACCCUUUGCCGAUGUACGACAUAAGAUGAUGACUGAUGGAGAGAGCACUAACAAAAUGAGUGUCUUCAUGAAGACACGCAUGAUAACUGAUCCAGAUGUGAAAUUAUUUUUGGAUGAGUAUAAUGAGCAACUCUCAAUGAUAGACGAGCCCCUCAGGACAGAAGAGGUACAAGAUAAGAUUUUCCAUAACCUAGUAGGAAAGGAUGGACACGGAUAUUGCAAGACUUAUGGGAUAGGUGUGCCUCGAAGUGCAGUGUACAAAAAAGAUGUCAGUCCAUCACAAGCAUCCUCAUCAUCGACUGUUGAGGAGAUCACUCAACAAGUACGCCAAACAGUUACUGAAGAGAUCGAGCAAAGGCUGACGGUUGAGAUUGAGCAAAGGGUCACUGAGAAGUUGAAGGCAGAGUUCGAGCAAGUUAGAGCUUGGAUGGACUUCAUAAGGUCCCAAGGUGGCCUAAGUGGUAUACAGGUUCCAAAUGCCUCUAGUGGACGUCAACAAGUCAGGAAGUCUGUAGGAGAUCAUGAUAGUCAAGAUGAUGAGUUGUUGGGUUCUCCUGUGCAGGUUUUGCAUGAAGACUGAUAGAUGAAUUAAUGGUGGCAUGGAAGCUAAUUUUAUUUUUGGACAUAUUAUAUUAUGGCUUGAGAUGUCAAGCUUUUUGUACUUAAUAUUUAUAACAUAUUGCUACCAUACUAUUUGUAUUGAUGUAACAAAUUUUUUGUUAAUAUUUUGAUGUCAAUGAAGCUAA
Messenger RNA from Camellia sinensis, 1159 nucleotides. Lineage: Eukaryota; Viridiplantae; Streptophyta; Magnoliopsida; Ericales; Theaceae. The record is from RefSeq and is a predicted model, not a curated record.